This is a messenger RNA of Mucor velutinosus, 570 nucleotides long. RefSeq lists its product as uncharacterized. Bases 1 to 570 code for a protein of 189 amino acids. Gene Ontology annotation, biological process: maturation of SSU-rRNA from tricistronic rRNA transcript (SSU-rRNA, 5.8S rRNA, LSU-rRNA). The transcript is spliced from 3 exons. The record is from RefSeq and is a predicted model, not a curated record. NCBI's taxonomy places the organism in Eukaryota, Fungi, Mucoromycota, Mucoromycetes, Mucorales, Mucoraceae. Gene Ontology annotation, cellular component: nucleus.
AUGGCAUCAGCAGCAGCAUCAGCAGCAACACAACAUCCUAACAAACUCGCCUUUGAGGAAGGCGUGUCUUACAUCUUUCAUAACUGGACCGCAUUGAGGCUUGCUGUCGAGCAGGAUUGGGGAGGCGUCGAUUCAGCCGAGAAGAGGGAGUGGUUCAUUGAUGUAAUCAUUGAUCACUUUGGCAAGCAUGGAAAGAAGCUGGACAUUGAUGAAGUAGAGGAUAUUUUAGCACAGAUCAUGACAGAUGAAUUCAAUGCUACACUGGAGGAUGAUUCGCCUUAUUUAGUUGCUAAACAUUUGAUUCUGUUAUUCAACCAAUGCAUCAAUGGCAACUAUGAAGAAGUAGAGCGUCUCCGUGAAAAGGCAAAGACACAGAAUACCUUUGUUGCCUCCACAUGUGUCCAGCAGGGCGAUGACAGCAAUGACGAGGAUGAAGGAGAUGAGGGCCAAGACACCAAUAGCAAUCACAAUGAUGGCAAUGGUAAUGAUGAUCAAGACGAUGACAUGGAUGAGGCACCUCAAGAGCCCUUAGUGGACGCUGAUGGUUGGGAAAUCGUGCGUCGUAAAUAA